AUGAUAGACAUCAACAGCUAGCAAGAUAGCUUAGAAAGAUAGAUAUAUAAAAGAGAAGAUGCAACAAAUAAUUAAAUACUUACAGGUAUGAAUGAAUAGUAGGAUUUAUCAAAUUAAGAAUCACAACCAUUUAAUCUAUAAGAAGUCUAAGAUUAGCCUUCUAUGAUUACAAUUUAGGAAGAAGAAGAAGUCUAGUUUUAUCCUUACCAUCAUGGAUAAAAUUAUUCAUUUAUUUCAAAGUUUGCCUUUUUAGAUUUAACAGCAUAUUCAUUAUUUCUGAAAAAAAAUAUUUUGGACAAAGGAGACAAAAUCGCUGAAAAGCAUUUACCAAAAUUAUCAACUUUUGAGGAUUUAAAACAAACUGUGUAAGAUGCAAAAAAUAGAAUUAAAUAACAAAAAUAAAUUAAAUUUGGUGAUUUAGUGAGAAUAAUAUUUUUUGGAUAAUUAAAGUGGCUUAGUGUAGGAUGUUUUUUCUGCCAUUUUAUUGAAGCCAUUGCCAGAAAUGGAGUAUCAAUGGUAAUGAGUAAAGUAAUAAUAAGUGCCUAGAAAGAUGAAAAAGAUAUGGCAUAUGGAUUUGCUGUUUUGUUAGUAUUUCUAAAUCUCUUAUGUUUCUUAACAAUGCAUCAUGGUUAUAAUUUUGCAAUGAUCUUCUCAUCAAAAGCAAGAAUGACUCUAAUCAAUUUAGUUUACUAAAAAUUAACUGAAUUAAGUGCAUAUUCUAUUGUAUAAGCCAAUAUAGGUAAAAUAUUAAACUUAGUUUCUGGUGAUAUUAAUUAACUUGAAUAUGUUUUCAUUACUAUAUUCUAUAGCAGUGUAUGUUUUGUUUCAAUGAUUUUUGGAUGUUUCAUAUUAUGGGAUAGAUUUAGUGGACCUAUUGGAAUUAUAGCAUUUGCUAUCAUUUUUUUAGUCUAUCCAAUUUAGAUAGCUCUCUAAUCGUUUAACUCAGAAACUAUAAAAAAUUCAAAGCCAUACCAAGAUUAAAGAUUAAAAUUGACGAAUGAGCUUAUUGAAGGUAUAAGACUAAUUAAAAUGUAUGCUUGGGAGCAAGCCUUUUUUAAAAUGAUUUCUAUAAUGAGGAAGAAGGAAUAUAUUUGCCUUUUAAAAAUCAAUUUUCGAUCAGCCUUAGAUAGAUUGUUCAGUUUAAUUUCUUAGAUUUGGUCUAGCUUUAUUUUUUUUGUAAUUUUGUAUUACGGAGGCUUCAGAAAAACUAUGAAUGUAGCUGAAAUGAUCUCAACAAUUCAGUUACUGACAUUUUUUAAGGUAAGUUGUGUAUUUAUGGUUUCCUAUGGAAUUUAAUCUCUAAUUCAUAUAAAGGUUUCUUUUGCAAGAAUAGCAAGCAUUUUAAAUAUUGAGAAUUAAGAAAUGAAAAACCUUGACCAAGGCCAUUAAAAGUCAAAAUUCAAUACAAAUAGCUAAUUCUACACCGGCCCAAGAAUUCAACUAUAAAAUUUCACUUCAUUUUGGACAAACUCAGUAACUGAAACAACUAAGCCAAUUCUUAAAAAUUUAACAUUAGAUAUUUAAGCAGGAGAAUCUUGGGCUAUUAUCGGAAGAGUUGGUUGUGGAAAAUCUACUCUUCUUAGCGCUUUCUUAUAUGAGAUUCCUGCUUAUAAGGGCUCAUUCAAAAUUGAUGGAUAAGAGGCAAAUAAAGGUUUUUUAUCUAUUGCUUAUGUUGAAUAAGAACCCUUUAUCUUUCCUGAUACAAUAAGAAGGAACAUUUUAUUUGGUAGAUCUUAUGAUAAAGCAUUGUACCAGAAGGUGUUGCAUGCUUCUUAAUUGGAAGAGGAUUUAUCUUAAAUGAAAUAUUAAGAUCAUACUUAGAUAGGAGAAAGAGGAAUCACUCUCUCUGGAGGAUAGAAAGCUCGUAUAGCUUUGGCUAGAGCUUUAUAUCAGCAAGCUGAUCUGUAUUUAUUUGAUGACCCUUUAUCCGCUGUGGAUGCUAAUGUCGCUAAAAAUAUUUUUCAGAUGGCCAUCAAGGAAUUUAUUUUUCAAUAUUAAGUAUAGAGAAACCCAGAAAAAAAGUAACCUAUUGUAAUCUUAGUCACUCAUUAAAUAUAAUAUGCUGUCUAGUGUGAGAAAAUAGCAAUUUUAAAUGAUGGAGAAUUAAUUGCCUAAGGUUGCUAUAAUGAUGUUAAGUCAAACUUAUACAUGGUCAAUGAAGAUUUUGCACAAUAAUUAAAUAGCAAUCUAGAAUAAAAAAAAAAUUAAAAAUUUAUUUAAAAGCCCUUUUAACAAAGAAAGAAAAUAUCAUAUAAAAUUGCAAAUAACCUAAUUGGAGAUGAAGCUGAUCAGUAAUAGUUGAUUACUUUGAAAACAUAUUUUAGAUAUUAUCAAUUUUGGAAUAUUAUCAUUAUUGUUUGUAUUUUACUUUUAGAAGUAGGCUCAGAAGUUAUUAUUAACUUCUAUUAAAGAGUAGUCUCACUUUUUCAAUUAUACUAAGAAGAAAAUAAUAUAGACACUGCAUACUAUAUUUUAGGAAUGUUAACUUUAGGGCUCUUUCUUUGUAAUUUGGUAAAAUAUUCUUUAAACACUUAUUCAGUACAAACUUCGACUUAAAAAAUACAUCAAUAGAUGUUGAAAUCAUUAACUUUAGCACCAAUUUCAUAUUUUGAUGUGAAUCCAUCUGGAAGAAUUCUUAAUAGAUUUUCUAAUGAUCUAUCAUUGUGUGAUAAUCAAACAAAUUAUGUGAGCUUGGAUGUUUUAGAAAUUAUUGGUAAUUUCUUAUUUGCCUUGAUAACAUUAGCAAUACUAUAGCCAUAUUUUUUGAUCAUGGCUGCUUUUAUUAUCAUUAUUGACGUAUAUUAGUUUAGCUAUGCUAAAAAAAUUAUAAGUUAAUUAAAUGAAAUUGAAUUAAUGUCAAGAAGCCCUUUAUUUGAUUUCCUAAAAAAAACCUUAGGGGGAGUUAUUCAACUAAGAGUUUAUCAAUAGUAAGAUUGGUUUAGACAACAAUUCUUAGAGAUCUCUAAUAAAUGCAAUCAAAGUGCAUUAGCAUAUUAUUAUUCUUCAAGAUCUUUUGGAUUUAAUUUAGAUGUUGUUGGAUUUAUUGCUUCUACGGUUGGUAUAUUUGUAUUUUUAAAAUUAAAUUUUGAAAACAUUGCAAUAUUAUCUCAAGGUUUAUUGAUAUUGACUACAUAUAAUGAUUCUUUACAAUGGGGAUUAAGAUAAUUAAUUACAUUUGAAACAUAAAUUAACUCCUACAAUAGAAUGUUUUAGAUUAUUGACAUUCUUCCAGAACCUCCUCACAAUACUGAAGAAGAUAUUAAACAUUCAAAUUUUCCUAAGAAUGGAAAAGUAAAAUUUGAAAAUGUGUUUAUGAGAUAUCGAUAAAAUUGUGAUUUAGUACUUAAAGGGUUGUCAUUUGAAAUUUAAAGUGGAGAGAAGAUUGGUUGUGUUGGAAGAACAGGAGCAGGGAAAUCUUCAAUCAUAUAAGCAAUAUUUAGAAUGUCAGAAAUUGAAAAUGAUACAGAAUCAAAAAUAUCAAUUUCUGAUUUAAAUAUUACAAAAUUGGGAUUGCAUAAAUUACGUAGUAAUAUUGGAAUCAUUCCUUAAUCUCCUUUUUUAUUUACUGGAACAAUUAGAAGAAACUUAGAUCCAUUUGAUAAGUACAAAGAUGAAUAAUUAUGGUAAGCUUUAGAACAAACAGAUCUCUUAAUUCAUGUCAAAAGUUUAUCAAAAGGAAUUAUGACUGAUAUGAGUGAUGCAAAUUCAGUUUUUUCAGUGGGAUAAAAACAAUUAAUUUGUUUGGCCAGAAUAAUAUUAGAGAAAAGAAAAAUUAUUGUUUUGGAUGAGGCAACUGCAAAUGUUGAUAUGAAGACUGAUGAAUUCAUUUAAGAAACUUUAAAGAAUAGGUUUUCAGAUUGCACUUUAAUAACUAUAGCGCAUAGAUUGAACACAAUAGCUGAUUACGACAAAGUUAUGGUAGUAAAUGAAGGAUAGGUAGUAGAAUUUGAUACUCCUUUUAAUUUGUUAGCUAAUUCCUUAAACUCUAUUUCUGUAGAUAAAGCCACUGAGUUUUCCAAAUUAGUAAAAAAUACUGGGGAGCAGAAUACUUAAGUAAUAUUUGACAUAGCUAAAUCAACACAACUUAAAAAAUGA
Paramecium octaurelia is the source of this 4095-nucleotide messenger RNA. The record is from the annotation of a GenBank genome assembly. NCBI's taxonomy places the organism in Eukaryota, Ciliophora, Oligohymenophorea, Peniculida, Parameciidae.